Messenger RNA from Rangifer tarandus platyrhynchus (Svalbard reindeer), 219 nucleotides. NCBI's taxonomy places the organism in Eukaryota, Metazoa, Chordata, Mammalia, Artiodactyla, Cervidae. The record is from the annotation of a GenBank genome assembly.
AUGAUUGUGGGACGGAAGGAUGGGGGCGAGUUGAGACCCAGCGCACUGGAGGAGUGCUGUCGGUGUCAGAGCAAGCGAGGAGAGACGGGGCCCCCGCCUUUUCUGGUGACGGCUGCAGAGACGGGCUCGGUGUGGGGAUCGCUCUGCCCCGUGAACUGCCGCCCGCGUCUCGCUAAGGAUUCUCUGGUGACUGUUUCAGUGGCCGCUCAUGACUUGUGA